This is a messenger RNA of Fulvia fulva, 390 nucleotides long. RefSeq lists its product as uncharacterized. The transcript has 3 exons. The record is from RefSeq and is a predicted model, not a curated record. NCBI's taxonomy places the organism in Eukaryota, Fungi, Ascomycota, Dothideomycetes, Mycosphaerellales, Mycosphaerellaceae. Bases 1 to 390 code for a protein of 129 amino acids.
AUGCAACCUCAAGGGCCGUACAAGCUCGUCACUGUCAACACGGCGCCAGAGAGAGCUUAUCGUUUGGUGGGGCGUCUGGUCGAAGCAUUGAAGGACGAAUACACCAUCUUGCAUGUCACGAACGUUGAGAGAAUUGAAGACGUCGAGCCUGCCGUGCAACAGUACAAGCCGGACAUCCUCUUUUGUGCAUCAAUGUGGACAUCUGAGCAAGCCGCCGAGAUCCAGACGAUAGCCAGGAAGGUCCGACCCGAUAUUGCCACGUACGCCAUCCCACAUGGUCUUCAGGUUAAGGAAGGCCCGGGUGCUGUCGUUGAGCAUCUUCAGUGCAUUGUGCCUCAGGUACUGAAAGUGCAUUUCGGCAAGGGGGGGGCCGGGCGCAGAAAUGAUUAA